Selaginella moellendorffii is the source of this 4084-nucleotide messenger RNA. RefSeq names its product filament-like plant protein 4. Lineage: Eukaryota; Viridiplantae; Streptophyta; Lycopodiopsida; Selaginellales; Selaginellaceae. Bases 952 to 4026 code for a protein of 1024 amino acids. The record is from RefSeq and is a predicted model, not a curated record. The transcript is spliced from 6 exons.
UCCCUAGAAGGAAACUAGCUUAAUAGUUUUAGAGUGAGAGUUUGCUCUCUCUCGCUGGUGGUGGUGGGAUGCGAUCCCCAAUCUGACGCAAAGCAUCGCAACGAUUCUAAUCCAUGGUGCGCUCGCAAAGCUUGGGAUCUUGGCAAAAAGAGCUGGGUGGUGGAACGUCUUGUUUCUGUGGCUUUUGGGCGACACGAUGACGACGAGGAAGCUCGAGUAGAGUGGAAGAAGCCACACCAUAGCCAAGCCAAGCCAAGCCAGCAAAUCCCAGCGCGGCUCUUUUGCCAUUCAAUCCAAAUUGCCACUUGUGGUAGCUGCUCCAACCAAAGGAGAAAGGAGAGGAAGCGGUCCCCUCUCUCUCUCGUCUUUGGCUGUGGGUGCUUGUUUGCCUCCGCGCAAGAAUCCAGCCCAGCUUUUCUCUCUUGGAUCGAUCCACCGAGGGAGCAGCACAACUGUUCGGCAAUUGCAGCGCCAGAAAUUGUUUGUGAGUGAGCAGUACCGCAGCAGCGCGCGCACACAGGGUGAGAGAGGUGGUGUUUUGCUUGGACAGCAUUCAUUCACUCUUCCUUCCUUCCGUUGGUUCCUUCUUCUCUUUCAUAUUGAUUGCCUCGCCAUUGCCUUGCCUGACCAAGAACAGCAGAGAGAAAGAGGGUUUUUUCUUCCUCCUCCCUCCCCGUUUCUCUUGAAAGGAAACCACCGAUUUGGGUCCUCUUUCCUCGAUCAAUUCUCACUUGGGCGACCGCGUGAUCUCAUGGAUCGUCCUGCCCGGGCGCCAUUGCUAGUACCCACCAGCUCCUUCUUCCAGAUUCUCAAGGUCAGGCGAUCUUCCUUUCUCAUAACUUCGCAGCGCUGCCUGCCUAGAGGAGAGAGCACAGGGGAAAAAAAAAAUCUACUCGUGCAAAUCAGCGAGCGAAUUUGAGGUGUUGAGCUCCACAAAAACAGCAGGGAAAAAUGGAUCGAAGAAGCUGGCCGUGGAAGCGAAAGUCGUCCUCGAAAAACUCCGGAGCUCUUGUGCCUGUUGCAGCUUCUGCAAAUGUGUCUCCAGCCAAUCGCUCCUCGAGGAGAAAUGACGAUCACGGAAUGUCAAAGUUUCUGGCAGAUCAAGCACAGGAGGCCACGCUUCGCUGUCAAGAGGCAGAGGAGAAGCUACGAGAUGUAAAUGCAAAGCUCGCAGCGGCACAGUCUGAGCUCGUCGAGAAGGAAAACCACGUCAAGCAGCAUGCCAAAGUCGCCGAGGAAGCGGUCACAGGCUGGGAGAAAGCAGAGGAGGAAACAGCGAGCACGAAGCUCCAGCUCGAGACUUUGUCGAGAAGAAAAGAAGAACUCGAAGGAAAAGUGUCUCAGCUCGACUCGACGCUCAAGGAGUCGCACCGAAGCUCGCAAAGAGCCAAGGACGAUCACGAGCGGAGAAUGCAGGAGAUGGUGGCCAAGAAGAACAAAGAGUGCGAGAGAAUUCGGGCGGAGCUCGAGGCUAGAGUCGCGGAAGUCGGGCACAGGUUGCUCGAGUCGACUGCCGAGAGCAAAGUUUUGGUGGCGACGCUCCAGGAGAAGAUGAGAAGCAUCGCGGAGCUGAGCGAGGCGAGAUCCAAGGCCGAGGCGGAGAUCGGUGUGCUCAACAUCCGGCUGGAAAACAUGGACAAGGACAACUUGAGCUUGCAGUACGAGAUCCAGGUUCUCAACAAGCAGCUCCAGAUUCGCAACGACGAGAAGGACUACUGCAAGCGAGAGGCGGACGCGGCGCACAAGCAGCACCUGGAUGGCGUGAAGAAGAUCCAAGUUUUGGAGGCCGAGUGCCAGAGACUCCGGAGCUUGGUGAGGAGAAAGCUGCCCGGUCCGGCUGCUGUGGCCCAGAUGAAACAAGAGGUUGAUUCGUGGGGACGAGAGGAGAGACGACGAUCGUUCGGGAGCAGCAAAGGUGGCGGAGGUGGCGGUGAAUACCACGGGCGGCUCUCGGGUGGUAACAAGGACUUUCAGAUCCAACUGCUUACGGAGAGAGUCCUGUCGAUGGAAGAGGAGACGAAACUGCUGCGAGAAGUUCUGGCUCAGAAGAACAACGAGCUCCAGGCGGCCAAGAGCUUGGCUUCCGCGCAGGAUCUCUCCGAGGCAGCGUCGUCGUGUGUCCGUGGGGGCUUGAAGCCGAGAGCUCUGGCGGUGGGAUCCAUGUCCGAGUCGAGUGUGAAUGACGAAGGUGGCGCGAGCUGUGCGGACGCCUGGACGUCGGCCAUGAUCUCGGAGCUGGACCAGUUCAAGAAAGACGCGUCCAAAGUGGACAGCAGCGAGAGCCCGCGGAUCAUCCUGGCCGGCGACUCGAAGUUCCAGAUGAUGGAUGACUUUGCGGAGAUGGAGCAGCUAACGUCGAGCGCGGCAGCAACCAAGAGCGAAGAGGAACUCGACCAAACUCCAAAGCUUGAAUCGGGUUCCUCGGAUCGAGCAGCAGAGCUGGAGAAGCUUGUGUCCGAGAAGGAAGAACAGCUCAACGCCGCCAACCGGCUGUGCAUGGAGAUCAGCAGCAAGCUCCUGGCGACCGAGAAGGAGUUUAGCGCCCUCCAGGCGAAGAAUGCCGCGAACGAGAGCUCUCUCAUCAAGCUCCAGGAGAAGCUGGAUUUGUUGCUGGAAGCUCCAGCUCCAGGGGAUCAAAAGGUGGCGGCGGACGACAAAGAGAGCUUGAAGAUUCAUGCAGCUCUUACCGAAAACGUCCAAAAGGUGGUGUGCCUGGUGGAAGCUCUAGCUCAUUCUGUGGGUGCGGAGCACGAGGAUGGCCACUCUCUGCCAUCGCCCAGUGCGGAUUCGGCGGUGAGCUCGGACGUGAGCAGCAGCGAUCAAUCCACCAGCAUGGCGAACCCCAGCUUUGAGAAGCUCACGACCGCGAGCAACAGGCUGGUGGAAGGGAAAGUUAGCGUCAUCGAUUUCAUGAGCGAGCUCUCCACGGUUCUUACCUCGAUCGUCUCGAGCGACAGUGGAUCCGAGCAAGGGAGGUGCUUGAGAAGUCUGAUGAGGAAAGAGAGCAGCGGCGAGCUCCUUGGCGCGGAUCAACACAAGAUGGAAAAGCUCGAGAGGGAGAACACGGGCUUGCGAACUGAGGCAAAGAAGCUGUCCGAGGAACUUAGCAGGAUCAAGGUUGAAAAGGAGUUGCUUCAUCAGAGCUGCGAGAGAUCCAAGGACGAACUUCAAGAGGUGGAAUCGAAGCUGUCGAUUGCGGAGAGGCUGGUCUCCGAGUUCAAGCAGCAGCUGACAACAUGUAGGAGCGAGCUUUCGCAGUGUAGAGCGAGCCUGGAGGAACGGAUCAAGGUGGCCGACUCCACAGUGGCGGAGUUGCGAGAGAAGCUGGAAGUGGUGGAAGGGAAGUUCCAAGCGGAGCAGGACCAGCACCGGGAACUCGAGAAGAGAUAUGAAGAACUGGAGAAGCAGAUCAACCUAGAACACUCUUGUCGUGGCGAUGGUGAUCGUCCGGACGAAGAUUGUGCAAACCAAAACAAUGGCGACGAGAUUGCUGUGAAGCUUGCGGAAUGCCAAAGGACGAUCCUGGCCCUGGGGAAGCAACUUAAAGUUCUCUCCUCGGACUCGGACCAGCAGCAGCAACAGCAGCAGCAUCAAGAAGAGCUCAGUGACAUCGACGAGAGUUGCAUCGCUCGAAACCUCCAAACUUCCAACAACAACACGCUCCGUAUGGAAGACGAAGAAGACUUCUCGUGGUCGAGGAUCAAGCUCCAAGGCUUCGAGCCCGAUCACCUCACACUCCCUUGGAGUCCUCCAAGGAGUGUGGAAGAGUUGCAGCCGCCACCCCGCAAGACCAACGGAAGAGCAGAAGAAUCGGACUCGACAUGGCUCUACUCGGGGGAUCAGGCAGCGGCGGGAUACAGGCGGACGGUGAUGAGAUCGCCAGGAAGAUUUGUGAGCAAGAAAUCUGGAGCUGCUGCUUCCAAUGAGCUCGCAAAGUCCGUAACCAUUCCUCACCAUCCCAAGAACUAUCAUGGAGGCUCCAGCUUUGCCAGGUUCUUCUCCAGAAACAGCAGGAACCCAAGCUGAUGUGAUCUUGAAGAACCACAAAACUGAAACAAUGAGAAUAAAAAAGAAAGAAAAAAAA